AUGGCCAGCUUCAAGCUAGCCCUUCUGCUACUGCUGCUGCUGACCGCCCACGCUGGGCCCUCGAAGGCUCAGCACUGGUCCCAUGGCUGGUACCCCGGAGGAAAGCGAGCUUCCAGCUCAGCCCAGCACCCACAGCAUGCCCCAAGGCUCCCAGCAAGCAGACCAGACCAGACUGCCCUUAACCUCCCAAGCGAUGCCCUGGCUUCCCCUGAGAACACUGCGCCCUGGGAGGCCAGAACCUCAGGCUGGUGGUCCCUCCGCAGGAAGCAGCACCUGGUGCAGACACUGCUGGACAGGAGAGCAGGCCGACAGCCAGGCGGCCGCGUCCAGCUCCGCGAGGACAGGUCGGGAGGGGAGGGGGCGGCAAGGUCGCAGCUGGGCUGCCAGGUGACCAGGGCGUCCGCUAAAAUGACCGCUGCCUCUCCCCGCAGACCGGACCCAGAGCCCCGCGCCCUGCAGCCCUCCAAUAAAGAUGUGAACUCCCUGAAACUACUGCCUCGAGCUCUCUGCGUCGUCCCCUCCCUUGCCCACCCGCACUGA
This is a messenger RNA of Hyaena hyaena (striped hyena), 540 nucleotides long. Its product is annotated as progonadoliberin-2. Gene Ontology annotation, cellular component: extracellular region. Gene Ontology annotation, molecular function: hormone activity. The transcript is spliced from 3 exons. NCBI's taxonomy places the organism in Eukaryota, Metazoa, Chordata, Mammalia, Carnivora, Hyaenidae. The record is from RefSeq and is a predicted model, not a curated record. Gene Ontology annotation, biological process: multicellular organism development. Bases 1 to 540 code for a protein of 179 amino acids.